AUGGAAUGUGCUAUGCAAGAAAAUCCACAAAUAAAUCGAAAGAUGGUAAGAGUGCUUUUUGGUAUCCCCAUACAGGUUAGGCUAUUGAUACUAUCGACACAUAGUUUUCUAGUGUAUGGUUCUGUGUGGAAGAAAGAAUUGUUUCAUGUAUCAAUUCAUGAUGAAGAUAUUAAUCAAGCUUACAUUUUUUAUCUGAAGUAUUUAGAUGCAAAAGGGGAUUUAGAAUGUAUGAAAAGGAAAGGUGUUUUGGUAUUUAGGAUUUUGAAAAUCAGGAAAAAGAUAAUACACUAUACAGAGAAUAAUCAAGGACCACUCUAUGUUCAAAUCAAAGUGCCAUCUGGUGUGAACAAGACAUUAACAACUAUCACAGUUCCAGUUACAUUUGGUAAACUCAUUUCAUUUCACAUAGAAUGGAAAACCAUGACAUUUGUUCAGUUUCAUAGAGUUGUCAUCUCAGAAUCCAGGCCAUUUCAGUUUCAUCUCUAUUCCCACACAUAUGAUAGGCACUUUUAUAAUGCUUUAUAUCAACCAUCAACAUGUUCCCAAUUUAUACAGAAACACUUUCAAACACCACCAGCAGUAAACACUGAACAUACAGACACUAAUUCACACCCAGUCCAAGAUGAAGAGUCAUCCUCAAUAAAAACUAAAAUAGAAUUGGAGAUUUACAGAGAUAAAGUCAAUUCUGUUAGUCCAGUUUUAUAUCAAAGUCCAGAUCUUAAGAAACCUGAUGAACUUCAAAAUGUUAAUAAUGAAGAUACGGCUGACACAAUGCGUUCUGUAAAAACAAUUGAUUCAAAAUCUCAUGAGGAGGUUACUAUUGAUAAUAAAAUAUCCAAGGUCACUAUAAGGAUGAGAAGAACAGAUACCAAACCUUCAACAAGUGAUGACAAAGUUGAAAAACCAAAACCAGUUUCAUCCAAGGAUUCUUGGAAUCCAGAGAAAGUAGAAAGUGAAAUAGGCAGAGAUUCAGUCCACAAGAAAACUGAUGACAAAAUAAAUGAAGAGAUUGAAAAUACAAAAUCACAACCUCUUGAUAUGGAACAUGCCAUAGAUCCACAAGAAAAAAGUAAGGAUUACAAACCCCCUAUUUUUGAAACAGUUAUUCAAAAAUCUGAAAUGCAGACCUAUUGUGAUGAAAAUUCACUAUUUGAAAAUGAUGACAGUUGUUCUAACAUUGAUGGUGAAAAAACCAAAACUCCAGCCAUCUUCCAGUUUGUGGACAGUAAUGGACAAGAACUGGUAGCUAUUGAUUAUAAUGACCAAAUUAUUAUUAGAAAAAAGUCUGAUAUGUGUAUGAGAGAGAUAAAAGAAACCACACCAUUAGAGGUUAUAAUACCUAAUACACAAGACUCUUGUCCUAAUUUAACAUGGUCUAGUAAACUACAGUCAUAUUGGAUGUGUUUUAUAAAAGAUAAACCAGGGUUUGGGUGUUGUACUUUGUCUAUAAUGACUUAUAAUAUAUGGUUCUUUAAUCCUCUCACUGAUAAUUCAACAGAAUAUGUAGAAAGGAUCAAACGGGUAGAGAAGAUAUUAAGUGAGAAUAAUGUAGAUAUUAUUGGAUUACAAGAAGUAAGAUAUGAAGAAGGUAAAGGAGGUGAAUUAGGUCCUAAUCAAAUAGAAUAUAUUUCAUCAGUUUUACCACAAUAUCAAUUUGUUUAUCAACCUGCUAUGUUAAUGCCAACUAGUUUAACCAAUGGAAAAGUUGAAGAGGGAUUAGCUAUUUUAACUAAAUAUGAAAUUCUGCAUCAUGAUUAUAUUCUACUUUUUAGGAAUGCCAGUAACAGUGCUGACAGACAUCAAAGAAUAUGUUUACAUGUAGAAAUUAAUAUACCUGGAGUAGGAAGUGUACAUGUAUUUAAUACCCAUUUAUCAUUAAGUCAUGAAGCUAGAGAGAGAUCUGUCAAACAAAUAUGGUCAUACAUUAACACAUUUACUGGUCCUAAAAUAUUACUAGGUGAUUUUAAUGCUGAACCACAAGAAAAAUCAAUCAGAUAUUUAGUGGCAAAAAGUAACAUGGUUGAUAUGUGGCCUUAUAUACAUGGUAAAAAUAGUCCUGGCAAAACAUUUAAUGCCAGGAAGAGAGAGAGGAAUAAAAGGAUUGAUUAUAUAUUUCAUUUACAAGAAAUAAACACAGAAAUAUUAGAUAUACAAUUAUUUGAAGAAAAAGACUUUGGGUCAACUGCUGCCUCUGAUCAUCUUCCUCUAUUAUCAACAAUAGGAUUUAAUUGUCCACAAAACAUUUAA
This is a messenger RNA of Lottia gigantea (owl limpet), 2247 nucleotides long. RefSeq lists its product as hypothetical. Gene Ontology annotation, cellular component: endoplasmic reticulum. The transcript has 11 exons. The record is from RefSeq and is a predicted model, not a curated record. Gene Ontology annotation, biological process: GPI anchor biosynthetic process. The coding region runs from base 1 to 2247 and encodes 748 amino acids. Gene Ontology annotation, molecular function: catalytic activity. Lineage: Eukaryota; Metazoa; Mollusca; Gastropoda; Lottiidae.